AUGUCCCUCGGGGACUUCUUGGGCGACCAGUCACUGGGCUCCUGGGCCGAUGAGAUGGAGGACUCCCCCCUCUCCGGUAUGUGGUUCGUCUCCCGCGCAGAUUUCCCACCUCCACCACCCGACCCCGCAACCGCCCCUCUGACAUCAUAUAUAGGUCCCAGCGCUAGCUAUGGAGGUAGCAGGCCCUCCUUCGGUGGUGGUAGCUUCGGCGGCGGCUUCGAACGCGGUCCUGACCGUGGCGGUUUCGCAACCCGCGAGGAGCUCCCUCUUCCUUCGAAGCCCCCGUACACUGCCCAUCUGGGCAACCUCUCCUUCGACGCGACUGAAGGUGACAUCCAGGACUUUUUCAUGGAUUGUGACGUCACCAGUGUGCGCGUUGUUGAGGAUAAGCUGGACCGCAAGCCGAAGGGCUUUGGAUACGUUGAGUUCGGUACUCUGGAUGGACUCAAGAAAGCCCUCGCCCUGAGCGGCACUCAGUUCCAAGGCAGGAACAUCCGCGUCAGCGUUGCUGAGCCGCCUAAGGACCGCAUGGAUACGCGCGUGUUUGACGACUGGACUCGCAAGGGCCCCCUUCCCCCCAUUGCUGGCGAGCGCCCCCGUGGUGGUGGCGGCGGCUUCAGGAGCUUCGAUUCUGGUGCAUCCGACGCGGGCAGCGAUCGUGGCGGCCGUACGAGGGACUUUGGCACCUGGGAGCGUAGAGGCCCCUUGUCCCCGACCAACCCUCCCCCCAGUGAGCCUCGCAAGCCGUCUCCUUCCUGGGGUGAGGGCCGCUCUGAGGAGUCUCGUCCGCCCCGCCGCGAGUUCUCUGAGACCCGCCCCCCGAGAGAGCCCACUGCGCCCGAACUCGACAACAAGUGGCGCGACAGGAUGCGCCCUGUCGAGACCCUCAAGUCCCCUACCGGCACUCCUGAGGGCAGCUCGCCCUCUUCCCCGGUUGCCAAGCCCGCCGCUCCUGCGGGCCGUCCUCGUCUGAACCUCCAGAAGCGUACCGUUUCGGAAACCCCGGCAGCGCCGACUGCGUCCGGCGGCGGCGAUGCCAAGUCCAGCCCUUUCGGUGCUGCGCGCCCGAUCGACACUGCUGCAAAGGAGAGAGAAAUCGAGGAGAAGAGACAGCUUGCCCUGCGCCAGAAGAAGGAAUCCGACGACAAGGCACGCGAUGAAAAGCGCGCCAAGGAGGCAGCUGCCAAGACCGAGAAGGCAGCUCCAGAGGGUCAGAGUGAGAACGGCGGUGGCUCCCCUGCACCAGCCUCGAACUUCGAAGUUCUGGAAAGCGAGGAGACUGGUGAGGGCGCCACCGAUGAGAACGCAAACGGAACGAUUGUCGACGACAAGGCCGUCAAGCCAAAGGAAGUCGUUCGUGACGCUAAGCCGGCGGAGUCAUCUUGGAGGCGUAAGGAGUCUGCUCCUGCUGCAGAGGAAGGAUCGACGACUCAAGAUCUGGAGGAUGACGGCUGGAGCACGGUUCCGGCCAAGGCAAAGAACAGCCGUAGGGGUGGUUCUCGGGCCAUCGCCUCGUGA
This is a messenger RNA of Diplodia corticola, 1518 nucleotides long. Its product is annotated as translation initiation factor 4b. The record is from RefSeq and is a predicted model, not a curated record. Lineage: Eukaryota; Fungi; Ascomycota; Dothideomycetes; Botryosphaeriales; Botryosphaeriaceae. Gene Ontology annotation, molecular function: RNA binding. The transcript is spliced from 5 exons. The coding region runs from base 1 to 1518 and encodes 505 amino acids.